Molecule: messenger RNA, 573 nt
Organism: Kluyveromyces lactis
Lineage: Eukaryota; Fungi; Ascomycota; Saccharomycetes; Saccharomycetales; Saccharomycetaceae
Gene: CIN4
Product: Arf family GTPase CIN4
Exons: 1
Coding region: 1-573 (190 amino acids)
Biological process (GO): protein folding
Cellular component (GO): cytoplasm; microtubule cytoskeleton
Molecular function (GO): GTP binding; GTPase activity
Source: RefSeq, a predicted model, not a curated record
AUGGGCCUGCUACAAAUUAUCAAAGAACAGAAGUUGAAAGACAAUUCACGAAGAGUACUAUUGCUCGGGUUGGAUAACAGCGGGAAGACUACAGUCCUAAAUCAGCUAUUGAAUGAACCUAUAGAUAAGAUCCAGCCCACGAUAGGAUUCCAAAUCAAGACUUUGAAACUAAGCAACAAGGUUCUACAGAUGUGGGAUAUCGGCGGUCAGAAGACAUUAAGGCCAUUCUGGUUUAACUAUUUCGAGAAAACCGAUUACUUGAUAUGGGUAAUAGAUAUCUUGGAUAACAGACUCAUGGAGAGUUUAACCUUAUUAGAAGAGAUUGUACAAGAGAAUGACAGAAUCAACUUACAAUUCGAGGUAUUCAUCCUAUUAAAUAAGAUUGACCUACUUCCGAAGGGUAAUGGUAACGGCCUUAAUGAUGACGAUACCUUACAGAAGAAAGUAGAUCACGUGAAAAUGAUAACAUCACGUACCCUACAGAUGGAUCCAGAAAGUGUGCGGGUAAUACCUACAAGCGGGGUGAAUGGAACUGGAUUGGACCAGCUAAUAACGUUACUAGAGGACAAAUGA